AUGGCAUUAGUCACUGGCGGUCUUGAUCUGUCAACAGGAGGCCGAGGAGGUGGCGGUGGCAUAGGCCGAUUGCUGGAAAUUUCUGGUGUCACAUGGGCUCUGUUAGGUAUUUGGACAGAGAUAGGAGCCAAGUUCACACUUUCUGCACUUGAACUGAAGCCUACUGGUUUACUCGAUAUCUUAGGUUUGUCGGCGCGAUUAAUCGGUGGAGGCCCUACUCUAAAAGAGGAGUUCCUUCUCACUUCGCCCGAUCGUCUAGGGGGAGGUGGCGAGGGUGGGAGCGAAGACGGAUAUGAGGCGGGAGGAGCAGUUGAUGUUGGCCUUGAAGAAAUAAUACGAGUGGGCGACGGGGAUAACUUUCGACCGCCAUUGGUACGCGGAGGCCGCAGUGUAACAUCACUUACUUCUGCAUCACGACCUCUCGCAGCUUGGACUGACUCCGCCAAAUGCAAUACUGCCUCCGGUCGACUUGGUAAGGUUGGCGCUGCUCUGGCAACAUCUCCAGAAUUUGCAAUAUUCCUGAAACCUUUUGGAGAGACUCCUCUGAUUGCACUGUUAUUGGUCGGUUGGGCAUUUGCCAUUUGUUCGAAAUGA
Molecule: messenger RNA, 594 nt
Organism: Sclerotinia sclerotiorum 1980 UF-70
Lineage: Eukaryota; Fungi; Ascomycota; Leotiomycetes; Helotiales; Sclerotiniaceae
Exons: 3
Coding region: 1-594 (197 amino acids)
Source: RefSeq, a predicted model, not a curated record